UACUGUUGAUAUCUAUGUCAAAUAAACGACGGAAAAUGGAAAUAAGGUUCUUGGAAAUUCCCCUUUUCUACUGUAUUUGCCCUUUUUGUGCCCACUUGCACUUUUUUUUAUUAUUUUUUUCCUUUUCUUAGUUUAGUGAAUUAUCAGUACAUUCUAAAAAAAGCUUCAAUAAUUGGGUAAAAAUAAAAUAAAAUCUUCAAUAAUCGUACAAGGUUUUCUAUUUCGUUUCUCUAGCGUCCCUUGGGUUCUGUUGUGUAGUUUUUUUUUUUUUUUUUAAUUUGCUCCAAUUUUCAAACCUUUAAACAGUGAUAAGUUUCUCGUUUAGGGUAUCUUUGUUGGGGAAUCUGAGGUGAGUUGGCUGUGGAAAUCUAGUAAGGUUUGAUAGAAAAAGAAGAGAGAAGUAAACCUUAUUGAUUGAAGUUGUUGUAGAGGGUUGAUGCGAUUGCUUUCACUCCAUAAAUAUUUUGUCAGCCAACGGUUCAUUCUCCCUUUGUCUCCCCUUUUUCCACUGUAUUUUGGCUUUUAGGUGCUGAUUCUCGCCUGGGUUCUUUCCUUUUUUUUUUUUUUCUAUCUCUGGGGUUGGCUGCGCUUGUGUGGAGUUUGGACUGUGAUUCCAUAUCUCAGCCAGGGCCAAAUAAGAUGCCGGGUGAAACCAAUGCUACAGGGUUUGGUGACACGACUUACACCAAGAUCUUUGUCGGAGGUUUGGCUUGGGAGACUAAAAGAGAUACCCUGAAACGUUAUUUUGAGCAGUUCGGAGAGAUACUAGAAGCUGUCGUUAUUAAUGACAAAAGCACAGGAAGAUCAAAAGGUUAUGGCUUUGUGACGUUUAAGGAUGCUGAUUCGGCGAUGAGGGCUUGCUCUAAUCCAUCUCCCGUGAUUGAUGGAAGAAGAGCAAACUGUAAUCUUGCAUCUCUUGGUGCUCAAAAGAAUCGUCCAACUUCUGCCUCUCAGCAUGGGAUGGAGAAAUUUAGCCCACCACCUCGAGUCAUGGCACCAUCCAGUAUUGGUACUCCAGCAUUUUAUGGUCAACUCAUCCCGCAAUAUGCAUUUCCAUAUUGGGUUUACGGGUAUCCUGGUCACACACAGAACAUUUAUUCAAUGAACUAUUAUAAUGUAUAUGGAGGGCAGCAGUUCCCAUCCCGUUACACCACCGGGACUCCUGGAUCCCCUGGAGUCUACUUAAGUUACUUCCCACUCUAUCCCCAGCAUGGGCAGAGCAGCACAAGUCAGUAUCCAAAAAUCACUCAAUAUCCUAACGCCUCUCAGCAACACGGUACAUUUGGGACCUUAACACUUCCUCGAGCAGCCACUCCAUCUUUGCUUGCUACUACCGGUGCACCAGCCACAGCAGAAGUCGCCGGGAUGCCAGGAGCUGCCUCUGCACAAAAUUCAUGUGUAAUGCCAGCGACUGAUCAAAUUACGAUUUCAUAACUAGGAUCAGUAGAAACAGUGGAAAGGAUACAAUCAGAUAAGUCAACUGAAUACUCUCUACAGAUUACAGGCAGAAAAGAAAGGGACGGGGUUUUACAUUUUACCUUUUCUCACAAAAAUCACACCUCAAUACCGCAAAGAUUAGAGAAGCAUUCAAGAGUAAAUGACAGAAUACGAUUUUUCACUUUCAGCCAUUUUUAGAUUUGCUAUUUGGAUAUAUUCUCUUUCACACACCACAAUAUACACACUUUUUAUUACCCCUUUUAGGAAUGGCCUUUUUCUUAAAUUCGUCUCAAAUGAUCCUACAGUGAUUCUUAUAGAAACUAUAUCUGUUCGCAUUAUUGAUCAAGAAUUCAUAGGAUUUUAAGUUUACUUAUCUAAAAAGCAAUACUGGGUCUGAAUAAUGAAAGAGAGAGCCAGCUAGGGUCUUGCUUGGCUUGUCAGUUCAUCAUAGUUUUCCUUCGUUUUGCAGUUUGUUAUAGAGUCAUUGUCUGACUCUCUGUCGUAUGCCUGAAGAGUAAAAAAUUUACAUCUCAUCUUUCAUAUUCCUUGGGCAUUUUUAUCUUUGCAUUGUCCAUCUUUUGCAUAUUCAACUUCCGGGAUUCAUGAAGUAUAUGUCGGGAAUCGAAGAAAAUGCCAACACUAACUAAAUAAACGUUGAGUGCGUUGGGUUCCUUGUUCCAAAUUCACUUACAUGAUUGUGCAUAUAUAAUUAAUUAAUUAAUUUGCUUCUAAUUCUUCAAAUGCUACGUAGAAAGAGGCCAUUAUUAGACAGCGAAUCCCGGUGGGGUAAGUAGGACGAUUGGUCCGCAGGUCCGCACUCCACCAGCUAAAGGCAGAUACAAACUUUUCAAAAAAGGUUGUGGCUGCUCGCUAGGUAUUCCCAUUACUCGAAAGCACAGAAUACUAAUUUAUUUUGUGGUUGAAGUGAAAGUUACGUAUUAAAACAAACAAACAAACAAUGGUUUGUCGAACGCUAAUGCUGCACUUCCAUGAGGAGAUAUUAUGUGAAUCCGUAAUGGUAUCCAUAUAGAGAUCUGAGUCUAUACUUGUGAAAUCAUUUUUUGUAAACAUGAAUCUCCAUACCAACAGUCUCAGUAGUUCAAUUUCUGAGGUAAACAGAAUUGUUCCAAUGAAAAUUUUGUAGCAACAUCAGACCAAAGUAAGUCAGCUCUAUCAGAGUUCACUGUCAGAAUUUUAGGGAAUGCUCAGGGCCAAUGUUAAUUGUCAAAUAUUUGCCCUUAAAUUCAUAAUCUCAAACAUAAAGGUAAACCCUUGUAUAUUUGCAAUAUUGCAUCAUUAGUGUUAUUCUUCCAUAUCCUUAGCGAUCUGAUCAAGUCAAAGUGCCAUAUAUCUAUUUAAAGGAACCACCAUUUUUUUACCAAUAUGAGAAAAACAAAACAGGGUAAAAAUCCAGGACAUAUCAUUGACAGAACCCCUUUUCCCCCACCAAGAA
Molecule: messenger RNA, 2890 nt
Organism: Durio zibethinus
Lineage: Eukaryota; Viridiplantae; Streptophyta; Magnoliopsida; Malvales; Malvaceae
Molecular function (GO): RNA binding
Source: RefSeq, a predicted model, not a curated record